GUUCUUGCGCGAGUAGUUCUGCUGCCAGCUCGCCACGCGGAGACCCUCAUCAUAGCAGCAGAUUAAUCACGUGCCCCGCGCGCCCGUCGUGGCAUUACGGCGAGGUUAGGUGGGCGACGGGGCCUCGCCAAUGAUUUUCUGCUGCGCGUUGCUCGCAGCAGAGGGCCAAGCGCCGCUGGAGCAACGACGGGGCGUGCCAUGGCGGCGGUGGGGGGGCGGUCAACGCAGCAUAUCUCCGUUGGCCGUUGCAGAAUCGGUUUCGUGGUGCGAGCGUCGCUGCUACCCCGGAUGGACGCGGUGCAGGCAGAGCUCGUGCAGGGGGUGGGGCGCGUCGGAUGAUAGGCGUCGUUGUAGCGCGGCGAACGGCGCAGUGCGCUGGAACAGCGGCCACUGCGAGACUGCGAGCAUCCUUGGGUGAGCGGCACUGCAACUUGCGUCGGUCAUGCCCCCAGUCACCAAGUGCAUAAGGCCCCUCGCUGUCUCGCUGCUCCACUCGCACUACCCACCUCGCGCUCACACGCUCAACGCCAAGUUUGCAGCUAUCACCCCAUCGUUGCAGCUACACGCAUCGCUACUGACAGACUC
Molecule: messenger RNA, 585 nt
Organism: Closterium sp. NIES-67
Lineage: Eukaryota; Viridiplantae; Streptophyta; Zygnematophyceae; Desmidiales; Closteriaceae
Source: the annotation of a GenBank genome assembly